Symbiodinium sp. CCMP2456 is the source of this 1383-nucleotide messenger RNA. The record is from the annotation of a GenBank genome assembly. Lineage: Eukaryota; Dinophyceae; Suessiales; Symbiodiniaceae.
AUGUACAGCGUCAGCAAGACCCGCGAGCUCAGCAAGACACCUGAGCAUCAGGAAAAGGUCAGGCCACUUACGGUCUUGCGUGAAGGUCUUGUUUCAUUGCCUCCAGCUCGUGUCCCACCAGGCCACGAGGGUCGGGAUCACGAGAGAGCUCUGCUGGUCGGUCCCAUCAUUGGGCGAGUCACGGACACCACAGCAUCGUUUCUGGUUGAGGUGGCCGAAGAAAUUGACAUCAACAUCAAUGUCGUGCAGGUAUAUGGCUACAUGGAUCAGCACACCCACGAGCUGACACUGAUGGGAACCCAGAAGGAAUGGCUUCAUCAGCCUCCGCUGGUCUCCCUGGAGCUGAAACGGACCUGGUUUUCUCAGGGCAUGGCGGUCUGCACGGCGCAAAGGGUACGCCCUGGAUCGCCCGUGACCUUCCAGCUCCAAAAGCUGGAGCCGGAGACCCCGUACAUGGUCUUCAUCAGCAACGUCCCGGAGGCCGAGCUUUUGACACCCCUCCGCUUUCGCACCAUGCCGGCACGAGUGGAAUCACUUCGGCUCGUGGUCAUUGGAGACUAUGCAGCAUCGAACAAGUCCACUGCGCCACUGGAUGAUGAGAACAACUCAGAUCCGUGGCAGCACCUGCACCACAUGGUUUCAAGGGGUGCCGAGGUGCAGGUGGGCCUUCAUGUUGGCCGCACCUUUGCUGCGCAGAUGUAUGAGCAGAUUCGCAGCAGCUUGGUCGAGCAUCAGAGCUUCUGUGAGGGGCCGAAGCAGGCGAUGCUUCGAGAGGCCCGUGCCAGGCUUCGGGAGGCGUACCGCACCACGUUGGGGGGAAACGAGCAUUUCCGCAAGUUGCUGUGUGAGAUCUGCAGCAACAUCAGCGUGUUCAUUCCGCCGCUUGACCUACAGACGCUCCUGAACAAGACGGACGACUUACAGGCAAAGCCGGAGUUCAGUGCCAGUCUGCAGCUGGGCGACAUACAAGAGCUGCUGUGCCUGUCACUCGAGGUGUACCGUGAGUACCAGCGUGCCAUGUGGGACGGCAGCUGGCACUACGGCUUGGAUGUGCGCCAGCUGGGCAAGGGUUGGCAUCAGGAGCCGGUGCCCGACGCAGACGUCGAAAAUGAGGAAGUGGACGCCUCCACACUGGAGUUCCUGGUCGAGGCGGGCAAGGCUUCCUCGGACUCCGUCGAGGAGUGGCAUAUCCAUCGAUAUGGCCUCAUCAGCAUCUUGGUGUUGGACACGAAAGGCAACGCCAUGACUGCAGCGCUGACAAGCACUCAGCCAAGCAGCGUUCUGUCUCAACGCCAGUGGGCUGCAGUGGACGAGGUGUUGGCCGACGAGGCCGUACAGGUGCUCCUUCUGGUCGCAGACUCACCGCUGGCGCUGGAGGAGUGA